GUUAGAGUGAGUCAGUCAGUCUGGGAGAGAUGUACUGUAACAGGUAAUUAAAGGCCCUGCAUCGGAACAUCACAACGGCUGUUGCCAUGGAGACUGGCAGGCAGGGCUUUGUGAAUGUUUCUGUGCUCGGCAGCUCAGUCUCAGCGCAGAGUGAAAACAGGAUGCACGUCCAGGCCCCACCGACGACUAUGCUCGUCCACACGAUACCUGCUGCGCCACCACCUCUCCGGGCACAGAUACACCCACAAGCCCAGCUACCUGCAGCCACCCAGGAAUCCGCCCACCUGCAUCUGCCAGUGCCGCCUCUAUAUGCCAAAGAGGCACUUCCCUUCCUGACGCUCCACUUCCCUGGAGGGCUAGAGCUUCAUCAGGGACCUAGCCCAGGGACAGCCAUGUCUGCAGCCAGACCCAAGUCUGCAGGGAAGCAUUUGUGCCCUCAUUGUGGCCGGGACUGUCUGAAACCCAGUGUGCUGGAGAAGCACUUGCGCUGCCACACCGGGGAGAGGCCUUACCCUUGCACUACCUGUGGCGUCUUCUUCAAGACCCAGAGCAACCUCUACAAGCACAAACGCACCCAGGCCCACGCCCGUCUCUCAUCUGAGUCUGAGCAGAGCAGUUUAGGCAGCCAAGACAGCUUGAGCAGCUCCGGGGAUACUUGUACCACCAGCCUGUCUUUAGAUGUCCUCAGUGGGGACUCUGGGAAUCAAAACAUGGAGGUUAGUGCAUCUCUCUGUCAAGCCAUCUCUCCAUUUAGCUCUGUGCUGCCCCCUACUGCUCAGGUUGGUCCAGAGACAGGCUGGGCCCUGCACCAGGCUGCUUUGGUGGGCCUUAUUCUUGCACCUGGAAAUGACCAUAAUGUCUCUUUGGUCCAAUGUACAAAAUCUGAGGGUAUGAAUUACUCUGAUAAGACAAAUGAUGAAGAGAAAGAUAAAACAAUUGAAAAUACAAAGCCUCGAGUGGCUCCAAAUCGUCAUCUCCCCCUCCAGAGGCAAGAGGCAACCCUGUUUUCCAAACAUUGGGAGAAUUCUGUAUCAAGAGGAAAAUCCCAGAGCCAUGACAGCACAGAUUCCGGAUUCAGUGAGAGUAGUGAGCUGCCCUGGACCACCAGUCCUGGGAUUGUGCUGCCUGACCACAGCAUGGAAUCCCUUGUCGAGUCCAGUCUGGAAGUCCACAGCCAGCCUAACACCACACACAUCUCCACCAAGCCUGACCUUACUACUUCAGAGACCAAAUCCAGUGUAUCACAGCAGGAACAGAAGAAACUGGAGGAAAGGAUCUCCAAACUGAUAUCUGAGAAUGAUGCAGUAGUGGAUGAUAAACACCUGGAAAACGUGAGGCCUCGGAAGACAAUGUUGUCCAAGCAAGGGAGUAUUGACCUCCCCAUGCCAUACACCUACAAAGACUCAUUUCACUUUGAGAUAAAGACCAGCAAACCCUCUAAUACUGCAUUAAGUUGGCAGAAAGCAGACAGAGGGGCAGCUCUGUACAGCUCUGUGCCCAGCCAACACUCCUCCAGCGUAGAACAUGUUCCCCUGACACGCAGCAGUUCCCUGCCCUUCAGUGUGGGAAUUCAGCACUCAGAGAGGAGCAGCACAGCCUCUCCCCACAACAGAAAUUUUAUAACUUUAGCCAGAAGAGGCAGCUCGGGACACACAUACCCAGCAGGCUUUGGCACAAACUCUGUAGACCAGCAGGUGUCCAAUCAUCGCCCACUAGUACGCCAAGCAGCCAUGGACUGCAACCCGGCAACAGAAGGCCUCGCUUUGACAUCAUCACUGGAGGAGGUCUUUCCCAACAGUCUUUGCUCAGAUGGCGACAGCAACGACAUUUGUGUGGAGCCAAGCAGCCAAAAGUGUCGCAGGAAGAAAUCACAGAAGUUUGCUUACAACAAAUGGUACAUGUAUGGGGGUGGAACUUUUAAAAAGCUGUACAGUACAGACAAAGUUGAGAAUAAUACUGUUCUCAAGGCUAGAAAGUCAAUGAUGAGCCUCGAGCAUGAGGUGGUCCAGGGGAUUCAGAGAAGGGGCUCAUUAAUGCACAGGGAGCUUGUCACAUCAGUGGGGUCUACAAAAGACUGCACUGCAACAGUGUGUCACCCAUCCUGCCUUCCAGCCAACCUGCCCUCUGUCCCAUGUGGGAAUGUAUGUCAAACAGGCAGCCAUCUUGAUUCCUCGUUUACCACACUGAAAACAACCUUUGUGGAAAAACUGUCUCUGUCAACACAUCCACCAACCACUGAAGCAGCAAACGCUAAGAGUACUGAAUCUGUUGCAGAGAGUGUAACGCAUGGGGGAAAACACACUGGCAAUGUCUCGCUACAUCAAAAUUGUACAAGAUAUAUUCCCUCAGAGACUAAGAAGCAGAGAACUGACAACAACAUAUGUUCACUGGGGACGCAGUUUGACCCCAACGCCAGUAAAACAGUGAUGCUCCCUGUCAACGUUGGUAUGACCUGCUCUGCUUCGUGUGUGAUGAAGACCAACAUAACCUAUGUGAGCACGUCAUUCUCCUCUAACAAUCCCACUGCCACUAAAACCAACUUUCUACCAAAGUACCAGCUGAAGCUACCCAACACAACAGACUCAGACUCUUCAACACUGACCUUAAAUCAACCCACUGGUAUAAUUUGCCAUAACACCAUCUGUACCAUGUCCUCCUGCCAGACAUCAAGAACCAUAACAACUGGAAAGAAAGACAUUCCAUCCUCAGAAUCCUCAUGUAUGGAUCAGAGUCACACAGUUAUGUCUCCACCAACAGCAGUUGAAAAACAGCCAUCUACCAACAAAGCUUUAGUAGAGAGUGAGACUGUCACAACAACGACAAUUUUACUCCAGGAAAGGGAUGCAAAACCACCCACCACAUAUAUACAGCAUCCACCUGUUGUGGCUUUUGCAAAGAACCUCUCUGCUACAUGUACGCCUAUCACAACCUCAGUUAGGAAUCUGACUGUUGCACCCAGUACAGUUUCCACUAAUAAUGUCUCAUUAAUAUCAGAGAACAGUUUUACUGAAGAGUUGAACACAGCUGCCAUACCUUGUCACAUUAUUCCAUACGAUGACUCAGAGCGUUCAGCUGCCCAGAAUGUAUUUCAUGUUCGGACGGCAGAUCUCCAGAUCUGCCUGGAGAUCAUAUCUGAUGAGCAGCUGGCUCUCAUAGAGCCCCAGAUUGAAAGGCAAGGCCAUACAAUUGGGUCUGGAUUCUUUACCUAUAGUGGAGAAACAAGGGCCAAUUCAAAGGACCCCACACACGAAGAACAAAGCCACUUCGCCAGGGCAACAGUGAAUAUAAAUGCAGAUUUGGGGCCUAAAAAGGCUGGAUCUCAAAAUCAGGUUAAGUUGUCAUCCUCAGAAGGUCUUCAGAACAUCAACUCCUUCUUACCAGAAAUUUUUCAUCAGACAGAUCAAUACAUUGCUGUUACAGACCACAACAAUAGAAGGCAGACAGAGAGACCGUUCAAAAUGGAAUCUACUCCUUCAACUAACACAGGACAACAGACACAUUUCUUACAGGUUUCAUCCACAUCACCAGACCCAUUAUUUACCCCUGGAACUCAUAAACACAUGCUUCUACCAACACAGAAGAACCGAGCAGGGGUUACGUCAGCUCCUGUCUCCUCAAAAGGUGUGAAAUCAGAAAGGAGCCAAACACAGGAAGAACAUGUCCUCCCGAAGAAGCCUAUUAGCCAAAAGGGCCAGGUUUCUGAUGAGCUGCCUGGCCAACACAAACUCUGCCUGGCAGCCAGCUCCUCAUUGUCAUCUUCUACAGUAGCAAAGAGCAGCUCAGGAAGUGGAUUACAGGAAGCUGGUAGCCAACACAAAUCUCUAAAUCAAAGAGCCACAUGUAACAUGGACAAGAUAAAAACGAAGAAUACAACCCUGGAACAAGAAGCCCCUACUUCAGAGGGAAUGCCUAGAGAAUCCCAUCUGCCCCUGCAGUCAAGCUCUGGUCAUAAGUCUAAUGCUGAGAGCAGUGUCGCUAUCCCCAAAAAGGAGCUUUCUAUUUUCCAGAACCAAGCCUGUAAAACUUCUGGAGAACCAGACUCAAAAGAAAUACAAGUCUAUAGUAGUUUCAUGGAAUUUGAACCUGUGAACUCAAAGAUCUAUUCUAGUUCUGAUACAAUGUCAUCAAAAGCAUUUGGUGUGGGCCAUAUCAACAUCGAAUCUCUGGAUGUACAUGUACCUUUGCCAUGCCAGGCUCAGUGUAAAUCAGAGGAAAAACCUUCCAGUAACCACAGAAACACACAGCUGGUCCAGUUUACCUUUGAGCCUUACAGUAUUCAUGAGGAAAGGCCCAAACAUGCCCCUGGUGUCUCUUUAUCCAAUCAAGACCCAACAACAGGGGAUGUAGAGAGAGGCUGCCUGACAGGAGAUUCUAUCCAAAGGGAGAAUGGAAAACUAGGCCUUCAGAGGCCUCUUUGGCAACCCGACAACGCAGCCACAGAGUCCAGGGAGAGAAAGGGUUUUGGAGAACCAGACAACCAACAUGCUGAGCAAGAACAGAGCAGAGGAAGAGUGAAAAAGAAGGAUGGAGGAGAAAGAAGUUUGAAAAGAGACAAAGUGCUGGAGUGGGAGGAUGUCAGGCUGAAGGCAGGUGAUCUACAUAUCCAGCAAACAGAUAUGUUUAGGCAUGAGCUCCAUGAGGCAAAGGACAAAGCAGAUUCUCAUCAGAACUGUGGACUAUCAGCGGAGCCUCGUCAGUUUUUUUCCCAGACACAGGCCGGAAUGUUCUGCAACCCCUCUCAACCCUCUCAGCAAAUGACACUCACUUCCAGUCCCAUGAACGCUCAAGACUGUAAUACUAGCAUUCCUAAUACUUCAGAGCCUGAAAUGAAGACUAUCGGUAGUCGGAUUCCCCAACAAAUGUGGGACACCAAAAUGUUACAUGUCAGCUCACCUUUAUUCAAGAUACAAAAACAACCCAUCCAGAGUGAGACCUGCCUUACAGAAACUACUCAACAUAGCCAGGUAAACGAGACCAGGGUCAUGUGCGGCUUUAGCAAAACUCUAUCUGCAUCAAAAGGGCAGAAAACACCAAACUCAAUUUCUGUGGAUAAAGCUCAUAUGAGUACAGCCCUGUGGAGUAUGACAAUGGAUACUCAUCAAGACAGCAGUGACACUAUGGACAGUCUCAUGCACCCAUUACACAUUGGAACCUCUGCUCUCACACUGCCAGGGGACAGGCCUGACAACAGAGAGCUUACAGCACCAGUCUACACCACACUCACCAAUGUACUUGUGAGGCAAGAUAGUUCAAGCAAAUAUUGCUCUGUACCAUCAACUGGACAAAUUCACACCAACCUGCUACCUGACUGUCUGAUGAGUGGGGCAAGGGCAGUCCAGAGCAGCCUGGAGGAUAUAGAGGACACCGGCAGCAGCGAUGAUGAGGGGAAGUUGAUCAUUGAGCUCUAGACAGGAGGGAGUACACAGGAACAUAUGCAGACAUAAAUGCUGGCCGAGAUAGACUCAUAGUUGGUGUGUGUCACAAUCUAACGUGUCUUUCUCGCGUGCAACCGAAACCACCAAAAUUAGCUCCUGCUCUCACACCUGCAGCUCUGUACCCUUGCCACCCAACACACACACACCUGUUCAUAUGAAUCAUGCAUCAACUCUUUAUCUCCUGAUGUUGGACUGCCAGUUAGGGCACCUGGGGCAAAGAACCAUCCACCACAAGAAUGCAAUCCCUUUCCCAGACUGUGUUUACUGAUAGUGAGUCAGUCUGACAAGGCACUGGAGUGCAGAUCACAGGAAACGAGCACAUGCAAACAAAUCUCAUAACUCAGGCAGCCAUUGAUCAUCAGGUUGGUGUUACGACAGGAAACCACGGCAGGUACUUAUACCUUAUAUGGCGUAGAACUGAGCACAAGUUCUAUCAGACUUCUGUCUGCUGUGGAUGUCUGUUGUGCUGUAUGGUAUCGCUCUUGUUAAUGUGCAUUGUGUAAAUAGGUCAGACACAGGGAUUAUUGGGAAUUUUCCAAAGUUUCAUUUAAUUAAGUCAAAGUACAGAUUUCUUUUUCAAAAGCUGGCAGCACAGUAUUAUGGGGGUAUUAUGGUGGAGAUACAGAAAAACAGUUGAUUCAGUCUACGUAUAUUGCAAAUAGCUGCACCAUGUGCCUAUGACCAUAGUAACCCAUGGUUUAUUGAUUGAUUAUUGAUUUAUUGAUAUACCAUGCCCUCUUGUGAUUUAUAGCUUAAUUAUUUAAAAUGGGUUUUUUCAAAUGUUUAUUAAAAUUAAAUGCUGAAUAAAUGAAAAAAGAAAAUGUUAACAAAACUCCUAACUUCUUUUGCAUACAUGCUUCUAAAAACUGCAUAUAUGACACAUUUAUAGAAAAUAUAUAUGGAUAUCAAUGUAUACACCUACGAGACAACAAAAGGCAAAGAACGUGCCACAUUCUUUUUUCAUCACCUCAAUCACUCAGCAUAAUUUUUU
Molecule: messenger RNA, 6426 nt
Organism: Osmerus eperlanus (European smelt)
Lineage: Eukaryota; Metazoa; Chordata; Actinopteri; Osmeriformes; Osmeridae
Gene: znf831
Product: zinc finger protein 831
Exons: 4
Coding region: 87-5408 (1773 amino acids)
Source: RefSeq, a predicted model, not a curated record